CUAUUUUAGUUACCUGCUUCCACAAAGUUUCCUUAAUACCAAUUUGUACAGUUAUAUACCACACUUUACUACAAACCUCAUGUGAGAUUGCUUUCCUGUGUUAUGAUUGUCUUUCUGUGUCAGUUCAAGUACAAGUGUACCAUGUGGUAUAACCACAACCUUUUCAGUGUAAUUUGACCCUCCUACGUGUGUGAGAGAAAGUUGCUUUUGAAUUUUCAGACUUCGGGGGGAAAAUCCCUAGUUGUCUGUGUUUUUUGUCAUCUUCUUAUGAAAAGUCCCACAGAUUUUGUUGUCGAUGAGUUGGUUUCCGGUGGGAGUGAUUUUUGCAUAUUCAUAGGCAGUAGGAAGUUUACAGGAUACCGGUGCAUGUAACACCCGGAAGGCUCUCACAGUAAUCGGUGGGGAAGGUUGUUUAAUAGUCUGACGUCAGGUUCAUAUCAGUUACGACAUGUUUCAGAAAUAAAGCUUGACACAAUCACAAACAAGCCAGAGAGUGUGUUUGUCCGUUGAGGGGUACACUACAUUUUAAUCGCCUCAGUGAGUCUUGAGUCGUGUGUCGAUAUAAUAGCCAGGGUCAAGAUGUCUUUGGAAUGUCUGCGUAUAUGGGUCGCCGGGGAGCACAAAUACCAUCCGGACUGCUUUGUUUGCAUCAAAUGCGGAGUGUUCAUCGGUGAUGGUGACAGUUACGCAUUGGUGGAGAGAUCAAAACUGUACUGUGGCCAGUGCUACCACAGCGUCCUGGUGCCCAUCAUCUCCACCACCCCGGACUCCAGGGUACCCCACACCGUCCAGCUGGUCACCAUCCCGCCCACCCCCGAGGGGCAGAAGAGGUUCUCGGUCUCAGUGGAGGAAACUCUGCAGUACCCGACGUCGCCCACGCCAGAGUCUACCAGGGUUUCUAUGCAGAGCCUCUGUGUCAAAGAUGUUGAAAGCAUCCCUGGUGAACCUACCCUCAGAGUUGGCGACAGAAUUCUUGAGGUCAACGGAACCCCGGUCCAGAGACAAAACUUAUUUGAGCUGGAUAGGCUGAUCAGCCGUAGCACCACAGAGCUUCAUCUGACCGUGGAACGUGACCCCCAGUUUCCCUCCACGCCGACAAAGAUAACGAAAACAACCAGAACCACAACUACAACGACAACAAAAACAGAUUCCCCCUCGUCAACUCAGGAGCACCGUUCCACAGUCCCGUCGGUGCCCAGCAGACCAAAGACAUUAAACCUGGCUGCCAGGCAGCAGAUCAACCAGAGCCAGGAAGACAAGGAGAGAAAGAUGAAGUUGGAGGUGGAGCACCCUAUCACGAGACCGGAGAGGGGCUCCUCCCUGUCCAAAAUAAAGAAAGCUGAUAAUGGUACUAUGUCUCAGACCCUGUCUUCUCCCAUCAACCGAGCCUCCUCCUUGAAGCAGACGGUCAAGAACCAUCGCAUCUUCCGCCCCUCGGACCUCAUCAAAGGAGAGGUGUUAGGCUCUGGUUUCUUUGGACAGGCUAUCAAGGUAACCCACAGACAAACAGGUGAAGUGAUGGUGGUCAAGGAGCUGAUCAGAUUUGAAGAUGAAGCACAGAGGAAUUUCCUGAAAGAGGUGAAAGUUCUUCGUAGCCUGGACCACGUCCAUGUGCUGAAAUUCAUAGGUGUGCUGUACAAGGACAAGAAGUUGAGUCUUGUUACAGAAUUCAUAGAUGGAGGGACGUUAAGGGAAGUUAUCCAGAAUAUGGGUCCAGACUACUCUUGGCUACACAGAGUCAACAUCCUACGCGACAUCUCUUUUGGAAUGACAUAUCUGCACUCUAUGGGCAUCAUUCACAGAGAUUUGAAUUCACAAAACUGUCUCGUCAGAAAGAACGGAUCAGUAGUUGUGGCUGAUUUUGGGCUGGCACGGGUGAUGGUUCAAGACAAGAGUGACCCCAGAUUGCCAGUGAUUGACCGAAACUCUGCCACUCGGCGCUCGGGCCGCAAAAAGCGCUACACCGUUGUGGGGAACCCCUACUGGAUGGCGCCCGAAAUGUUGAAAGGCAAGGCCUAUGAUGAGCGGGUUGAUGUCUUCUCCUUUGGUAUCAUCAUGUGCGAACUGAUUGGUCGAGUGAGCGCCAACCCUGACCAUCUGCCUCGGACGAUGACCUUUGGCCUUAAUGUACCCCUCUUCAAGGAGCAGUUUUGCAAUGGUUGCCCGGCACGACUGUUCGACGUGGCUGUCAAAUGCUGUGAAGUUGAACCAGAAAGAAGACCAGAUUUCACAGAUGUACAGUCCUGGCUGAAAUCCCUGUCUCUGAAGAUCGAAUCCAAUGGUUUGACAAACGGCAGUGUAGAAGUCAUGAAAAUUACACCGGCCACAUUAUCAGACAACUCUGGUGGGUCAUCGUCAGCAGGGCAGGAGGACUCUGCACUGUAGAGCAGACUGAAGAUGCAGUCGCCUCAGCAAUGGUGUUUGGCUGACAGGACCUGUUGAGUAUCAUCUCCCUGAGGUGGAGGUUAAUGGGCAGUAGAGCUCAGCAUCCUUAUGAUGCAAGUACAGGUGAAUCAAGGUGGAAGGACUCCUCAUUAAAUACAGCGAAAGGUUCUGCGCUUUAUCUCAUUAUCGGUGAGAGCCACCCAAAAUUUGUCAAACAGCUGUGGAGCUUUGCUAGCAGUAGGGCUUGGCAUCGUACACUCUUUCCGCAAUUCAGUCAUCGGCAGAUCUCGGCGCACUACUGAAGGGUGGUUGGACAUUCGCAGCUCUGCCAAGCAUCUUCCAGUUUGCAAGGGUCUGGGUAGUGGUCAGCCCGACCUCACACAUCAGACUCCCGUAUCAACUGGGAGAUAAUGUUCAUAUAUCCCAUGCAUGCUAUUCAGAUAUCAGCCUCUUACGUACAUAUGUGCAGUGACACGAUCCUGUAUCUACCGGCAGGUUUUCUCUUGACAUGGGGAUGUUCAGUGUGUAGAUUUUAUCACUUGGAAUUACUCUUAUUACUCGAUGAAAGGCCCUUGAAUACCUCUAGCCAAUCCUACUUAGCUCAAUCUUAUCGAAUAUAUCUUCACCACUUCUUGCUCUCCGUGAUGUAAACGCUCAAACCCUGGAUUCUUGUUCACAGCACGAUACAUUGAUGCUUAUACAAGUCAAGCUCAUCAUUAAAUAGUGGGCAUUGCGCUCAGAGAGCACAGGUAGUGCGUCACUUCAGCCUCUCUAGACUCCUUUGACGUGCACCUGAGCCUUAUCUCCAUUCAAUCAUCUUGCUGAUCAUCUUGUGAGUGAACAGCUCAGAAGUAGACUUCUCUGUGUAUAAUUUACAGCCCAGCUUCAUUUUAUCAAUGGGCGCCAUCGGCAAGGCAGUAGAAAUCAGUUUAUCAAUUUAUACCCGUAGUUCGUCGACCGGACUGUAGCGUCUUGCUUGUUGAUCUAAACCGCAAGGCUGUAGAGAGACAGGCUCGGCUUCAUGAUCUACCCGUAGAUGUCGACGCAAUAGCAGUUGAACCUAUCUUGACGUUUUGCCCCUGGGUGUUAGAGAUAGGGGACCCUGGCAUGGCGUUGAGCUGGUUGAUGUCAUUACAAAGGCAGUGAAACUGGGCUUUAUGGUGGACCUGUAGAGGUCAACAGUGUUUUGGUAAUACUCUCCCACAUCUUGCAAAGGUUGGCAGAAUUACAGACGUUGUGAAUUUGGAAAUUGCAAUCAAGGUGAUUUUUUCCACUCGAUCAGUGCAGCUGCAUUUUGUGAGUUUCAUCCACAGAGCGAAACCAUUCCCUGUUUGUUCCCUCUCAGCAUGCAUGUAGACCCUGUGCAUGCAUUCAGCCGCAUUGGAUGUAUUUCCAUUGAAUAACAAAUUGAAAAAACUGUUAAUUCACAUCCCUUUGGAAUAGAAACAAACAGAUCAAAGAUGGCUACCUUGCAAAAGAUCUGUAAUUUUUUUCAACUGAGAAUUGCAUAGCAUGAUUUUUCAUAUGUGAUAUUCUCAGCAUACUUGUGAACACUUACAAAGCACACAAAUGAAUAUUUAUAAUCGAAGUUUAUGAAUAUUUAUCUACUUUUAAUUCAUUAUGCCAAAGGUUGACCACUCUUGAUCAUCCCCGUAACCUUGUAUAUACUGGAGGCACAGAAUGAACUAACUGUGGUCACACUGUACAGUUUUUAUUGUAUAUGCUAAACAAAAAAAGUUAACACUCGCCAGUCAGUCAAAAUGGCUUACUCUCGGUUCUUCAUGGAAGUGCCAUUGUCAAGUUUCCGGCUCUUUUUGACCUAACAUUUUUGACGAGAAGGGUAGGCAAUGUUAGAAUCAGAUCCCUCAUGUUUUUUCAGAAUUUAUUGGAAGUUUUUUACCGUAUUUUUCUACAGGAAAGAGAGCGGAAAGUUGAUAUAUUCCAUGAUUAUUUUUGUCAUAUUCAAAGAGGUUUUUGUUUCUGAUUCUUGUCCAUGUUAAAAGGCUUGUGUACGGGGUACUUGAGUGGACACAUCAAAACAGACAACAUCCUCCCAAAUUAAGUGAUACAAUGUUGAAAUUGUGUACGCUACACACUUAAUCAAGGAUAAGUUUGUUUUCAUAAUUUUAAGCAAUAAUGAAUGCAUACUGGUUGCCUUAAUGGGAAAAAAAAUGUUCAAAAAUGGAAGCUUUUCCUCUGAGCAAGAUGAAGCUAAUUGGAUUAUUUUUUUACUAGUGUGAAUACGCUUGGCUGAAAAUAUGAACAUAAAAAAGUACUUUCUGUAUUACUACAUGUGUUUUUGAAAUUGUACUUUUCCAUGAUGUAAACAUGUGUACAGUGAAUUACAAGGGUAUUUUUCCAAUGUUGAAUUUCUUGGCCAAGAGUUUUUGAAUAGUUUAGUAUCAUCGUUGUCAGGAACUUAGAAAAUGUGUACUAUGCUCUACAUCAAAGGGAACCAGCCUAUUUCUUCCAUUGAUGUUAGGCAUAGUUAGGCUGCAUCCAAAUCUGUUGUCCAGAGCUAGAUCUAGGUCUUCGCUCCAUUGGAAAUGUGUGGAGACGCGCAGACAAUAGACCUAGCUGUAGCUCUGGAAGCCCGUUUCGGACACGGCCUUAGUUUCAUAUCUGAUGUAAGCACAGUCUUGUGAAUCUGCUCGAGUCAUUUGUGAAGUAUUCAAAAGACUUGUCGGCAAAGACCUGGAAGCGACGCCGUGAGGCUAUUACCCAUCUCCCCUCCCUGAGCGGCAGACUGGUUUCCACACAAAUCAGCUGUUAUCUCCAAUGAGUUCAUUUGGUCUUUCAACUGUGCAUGCUCCAAAUCACAGGUCAUUCAAGAAUAUCAAUGCCCUUGCACAAGGUUAUCCUAUCAGCAAGGAAUGGUGCCAACACACGCCAGGCAUGCAACUUGGACUUUGACCUCCAAAACGAGGAAAUUCUGGUCUUUACAAGACUUUGCACCACAUUUU
Acanthaster planci (crown-of-thorns starfish) is the source of this 5348-nucleotide messenger RNA. Its product is annotated as LIM domain kinase 1-like. Gene Ontology annotation, molecular function: ATP binding; protein binding; protein serine/threonine kinase activity. Gene Ontology annotation, cellular component: cytoplasm; nucleus. The record is from RefSeq and is a predicted model, not a curated record. Gene Ontology annotation, biological process: actin cytoskeleton organization; protein phosphorylation. NCBI's taxonomy places the organism in Eukaryota, Metazoa, Echinodermata, Asteroidea, Valvatida, Acanthasteridae.